GUGUGCCUUCCUGUUAUUUUUAGUUCCACCCCCUUUUUCCGCAGUCAAGUGUCAGAACUUUUCCAAAAACUUUUCUUCCUCCUCCAUGUGAGCCUCAAGCAUUUCUCUCCGGAGGCGCGGACAGCCACGACAGAUUUCCGUUGCUGCUUCGGCACAGCAACCAGCGAUUCGCCGUUCAAAAACCGACGGCCGAAGGACGACCAGGCCCCAGUCAAAGGCGCGAGGCCCAGGUUGGCAAUAACCCAACCGACUUCAACUCUCCCCCAAACUGUACAACUACCACCUUGGCUAAGACGCGCUAUCACACGAUCAGCACUCGAAGCCAUGGAUACCCCAAUCACGAUCAAUAUUGAUCCCGAGGGAGAUCUCUUCUUGGAUGCGACAGCAGAUCCUUCGAACCGCAAGAGGUUUCGUGUCUGCUCUCAAGCCCUUCGUCGCAAGUCGCCAGUCUGGAAGCGGAUGCUGUUUGGUCCUUGGAAGGAGUCCAAGCCGGCCAAUGACAAGGAAUGGGUUGUCGAGUUGCCUGAUGAUCCUGUUCGCCCGUUACAGAUCAUUCUCUCCAUCAUCCACAGCAACUUUGAUGCCGUUCCGGGUUUUACAUCCAUCGAAAUCAUCCAUCAGGUCUUAAUCAUGACUAACAAGUACGACAUCACCAGCAUCGUGAGGCCCUGGUCCUUGCAGUGGCUUCAGAUAGCUGAGCUGCCUUCUAAUGCGGCGGCGGAGGUGGUUAAGUCCUUGUAUAUUGCAUGGGAGCUCGGCAGCGAAGAGGUCUUUGCUUCGAAGUUGGAACAUAUCUCCUUGCACACCGAACUUGACUCCAAAGGCCGCUUGUUUUUUGACUCAGCAAUCCUACUCGAGGAAGAGGAGUUUUUGGGCCCGCAAACUGCACUGGAUACAAUUUCCAAGAUCCGAUUGGAUUUGCUUCAGAAGCUGAUCUCACCAGUUCACGAGGUUCUGGAUGCUCGAACGAAGCAACAGCCUUUUUGCCCUCAGAACAACCCCUACAACCCAGGUGCAACCAAAGCUUGCGAUGCCGCAGUAUUGGGCAAUAUCUACCGCGAGAUGGUACAAGCCAGAGGUGCCGUGCUUUCAGAGUUUGCUGCUGAUAUCAACGACAGCGUUGUUAACCUCGCAGCUUGGAUAUUCUCCUUCAUGGCAAAGAUUGAAGGUAUCCAUCAAGGACCCUUCGGAACCGCGGCGCCAUGCGCUCCGAAAUCGAAGUUCCAAGAUCUCAACAAAAGCAUUCAUGACAGUAUUCCUGCCGUCGUAGCCGGAUUCAUGGAACCAGGAUACAAGGAGUACAUGGCCAAGCAGAGAAGCAAGACAGGAGUGGCUCUGCCGCCACCCUGGGAAAACCACACCACAAAGCGCCAUUGGGACUAGGUUUGAGCAUCCAGGGAGGAUAUGUAGAAGUACAAACGAGCCACAAACAUCCGGAUCAGCUGUCUCAGCUCUAGUCAGCAAUGCCACUGGGGUCAUUCAAGCAUGUUACCUUACGUUUAAACUAACUCAACUGUCGUACGAUUAGUUUCUGGCAUAAUAAACUGGC
Neurospora tetraspora is the source of this 1549-nucleotide messenger RNA. RefSeq lists its product as uncharacterized. The record is from RefSeq and is a predicted model, not a curated record. The coding region runs from base 325 to 1383 and encodes 352 amino acids. The transcript has 2 exons. NCBI's taxonomy places the organism in Eukaryota, Fungi, Ascomycota, Sordariomycetes, Sordariales, Sordariaceae.